ACGAAAUCUAGUAGCUCUUGAAAUCUGCAGCAAAGCAAAAUAUUUAUUGAAGAUUUUGGUGAUUCAAUGAUUAUCAGUGGUGUUUAAUAAAUAAAAUAGGGCAAGUUAGAAGCUUUAAAUCAAUAAUCUCAUAUUAAAAUAAAAGGAAUUUGACUAUUUCAAGUUGGAAAGUUAUUCUUGGAUUCUUCGUUGCAGCGAGUGAGCACUUCUGCUACAGCUUCUGCUUCUGACGCUUGGACUAGAGAUUUCAGCCACUCAGGAAACGCUUGUUCAGUGAUUGGAGAAUUUCGUUUGAUUAUUUGCGACGAUUGGUCAUUACUUAAAUCUUCCAGUAAAAAGCACAGUAUGAACCCAUGCGCGGCAGUUUCAGAGUUGCUUGAAAUUUUGAGUGUCUAAAUUUUUAAAUUACCGAGAUGUCAGUGUUUUUUCAAGUUUCAGACAAUGAGGUUGAAGGCUCAGCCUCGGUGUCAAAUGGCGGUGAAGGCUCAGAUAGUCAGAAGAUGGGCCAAUUGUCCGAAGCCAACCAACAGCUGGCCGUAUUUUGGCCCAAGGUUACUGAGGAGAUUCGCAAAAUCGGACAAGUUCGUCUGGACGUGAAGACGCAGGCCCUGCCUUUGGCUCGCAUCAAGCGCAUAAUGAAGCUGGACGAUGAGGUGAAGAUGAUCUCAGCCGAGGCACCCAUGCUCUUCUCUAAGGCGGCCGAGCUCUUCAUUCACGAGCUCACUCUGCGAGCCUGGGUACACACCGAGGACAACAAGCGGAGAACACUGCAGCGCAACGACAUAGCGAUGGCGGUGACCAAGUACGACCAGUUCGACUUCCUGAUCGACAUCGUGCCUCGCGACGAGGUCAAGCCGCCUCCCCGACACACGGGCGGGGGUGGGGGUGGUGCCGCCACUGAAACCAGGACCUCAAUGAAUCCCGAUCAGAUCCACUAUUACUUCCAACUGGCCCAACAACACCAGGCUGCCCUUCAGCAGAACACGACCACCAACAGCACACCACAAACCAUACAAGUGGUGCAACCCGGCACAGGCCAGAUACAGGCCGUUACUGUUCAAAGCCAACCCGAACAGCAGCAGCAGCAACAAGGAGCGACGACGCAGCCGCAGGUGAUUCAGAUCCAAGGUGCGACUGCGACGGCGACCGAGGCAGCCGCUCAGCCCAACAUACAGAUUCUGCAACAGGUGGUCACUCCCACCGGCCAAGUGCAACAGAUUCCGCUGCAGUUGAAUGCGCAUCAAAUGCAGAUGAUUCGAAUGCAGCUGCAAGGCAACAACACACAGCCUCCCAUCAUCUUACAAGCCGCAGCGGCAGCCCCUGCUCAACCUCAACUUAUCCAGGUUGCUCAACCCAACACAAACCAAGGAACAGUGUUUCUUUCACAAGCGGCCACCACAAAUAACUCUGGGACAAGUGGCGAUUGAUGAGACAUAUCUAGUUUGAUGGACAAAGAUCUCCGCUGAACCAAUUGUGAGAUUGAUUCUUAACUGUGGCAUUAACCAUGCUAACUCAUAAAUGUGUCUUUUGUAAAUAUUCAAGAUAUUGAACGUUGGACUGAAGAACUUUUCUGUGAUCAGAGUUCAUAUUUUGCAAUGUGUGUACAGUAUUAGUUUAGUACAAUAUUGAUGUAAUUUUUGAUAAUAGAUAGUUGAAGUUUUCAAAAUC
Nilaparvata lugens (brown planthopper) is the source of this 1668-nucleotide messenger RNA. Its product is annotated as nuclear transcription factor Y subunit gamma-like. Gene Ontology annotation, molecular function: DNA-binding transcription activator activity, RNA polymerase II-specific; DNA binding; protein heterodimerization activity. Gene Ontology annotation, cellular component: nucleus; CCAAT-binding factor complex. Bases 414 to 1427 code for a protein of 337 amino acids. The record is from RefSeq and is a predicted model, not a curated record. Gene Ontology annotation, biological process: regulation of DNA-templated transcription. The transcript has 8 exons. Lineage: Eukaryota; Metazoa; Arthropoda; Insecta; Hemiptera; Delphacidae.